Molecule: messenger RNA, 2148 nt
Organism: Psilocybe cubensis
Lineage: Eukaryota; Fungi; Basidiomycota; Agaricomycetes; Agaricales; Agrocybaceae
Exons: 3
Coding region: 1-2148 (715 amino acids)
Cellular component (GO): MBF transcription complex; SBF transcription complex
Molecular function (GO): transcription regulator activity; protein binding; DNA binding
Source: RefSeq, a predicted model, not a curated record
AUGUGCAAGGGCAUCGCGGUGAUGAGGCGGCGGUCGGACUCGUGGCUCAACGCGACUCAGAUCCUGAAAGUCGCUGGUUUCGACAAACCACAACGAACCCGUGUUCUUGAACGCGAAGUCCAGAAAGGUGAGCACGAAAAGGUUCAAGGAGGCUAUGGAAAAUAUCAAGGCACGUGGAUUCCCCUUGAAAGAGGAUUGGCUCUCGCAAAACAGUAUAACUGUGAAAUUCUUUUACGGCCUAUCAUUGAGUACCAGCCUGCAGCGAAGAGCCCUCCUCUCGCCCCUAAGCACCUUGUCGCGGCGACAGUCCCUCGACCAGCGCGCAAAGCUCCUCCCGAGACGCCGUCGGUAGCUAACACUAGAUCUUCGAGAAAACAAGUAGAAACCGUCGAAGACGAUUCCGAUCACGAUACGUUGUCUCUCCGCGGGUCGGAGGACGGCUCCAUGACGCCUGCUCCUUCAGAAAGGUCAUCUAUUUCGCACACUCCAUCUCCAAUCAACAGCCCCGGUCCAUCUUACGAGUCAAACGGUGUUGAAAACCGCAAUGCUGUUUCGCGGCGCUCUCGACAUCGACCAACUUUAGACGAACGAUCCGAAUUGCUUGAAGAAGAGGACGAUCGGUCAUAUGCUGACCAGGUCCUGGAAUUCUUCAUUUCUGAUUCGAACCAAAUUCCUGAUAUCCUCAUUAACCCGCCUCCGGAUUUGGAUCCUAACAUGGCCAUUGACGACGAUGGCCAUACUGCCCUGCACUGGGGUUGCGCCAUGGGACGUAUUCGCGUCGUCAAAUUACUUUUAACUGCGGGAGCAGAUAUCUUUAAAGUGAACAAGGCAGGCCAAACGGCACUGAUGCGCUCUGUUAUGUUUGCUAACAACUAUGACGUCCGCAAAUUUCCUGAACUUUAUGAACUGCUCCACCGCUCAACGCUUAAUAUCGACAACUACAAUCGUACAUUAUUCCACCACAUUGUAGAUGUUGCGAUGUCCAAAGGCAAAACUCACGCUGCCCGCUACUAUAUGGAAACAGUCCUCACCCGAUUAGCGGAUUAUCCAAAAGAACUUGCAGAUGUUAUCAACUUCCAGGACGAAGAUGGCGAGACGGCUCUGACCCUGGCCGCCAGAGCUCGCAGCAAACGUCUUGUUAAAAUUUUAAUUGAUCAUGGCGCCAACCCAAAGAUCAUGAACAAUGAUGGGAAGAGUGCCGAAGAUUACAUUCUCGAGGAUGAAAGGUUCAGGGCAUCUCCUGUACCACCCUCUCGUAUUUCCACCAUGUCCUUCCGUAAUGCCCAAGCCGCGUAUCCGCCCUCGACAGCAGCAUUGGGCUAUGCUUACGCCCCUGCCAAUGGCGACAAACCCCCUCUACAUCAUUCUAUUGCAGCACAAAAAGCAAGCACCCGCUGCGUCAAUGAUAUCGCUGCAAUGAUGGAUAGCUUGGCUUCUUCCUUUGACCAGGAACUCAAAGAUAAAGAACGCGACACGACCCAGGCUCACGCGUUACUGUCAAACAUUCAGGCAGAAAUUUUAGAAAGCCAACGCUCUGUUAGCCAGUUGAAGCAACAGGCUGAAGGGCUGGUCACGGCCAAACAUCACCUUCGAGAUAUGCAAAAGAGCCUCUCAGACAAGAUGGGGCGACGGUACAGACUAGGCUGGGAGAAAUGGGUCAAAGAUGAGGAGACUCGCGAAAGCAUUAUCCGUGAAGCAGCCAACGGCGAACUCAUGCUCACCCCGGCUACCGCAACCAUACAUAUUGAAGAAGAGACUGAGAUGGACAUCUCUCCCGAUGGCGAAAAGGCGAAAGGGAAAAGAAAGUCUACCGCACAGGAAGACGUCUCUGAUUUGGUCGACUUGUACGCACACAUUCCAGAGGACCCUGAAGAAUUACGGCAACAGUGUGAAGCCCUGCGAGAAGAGAUUACCCAAUUUAGAAAGCGAAGAAAAGUGAUGUUUGACGAGUUGGUGACGUUCCAAACUGAGGCCGGUACGAGUGGGCGAAUGGGAGACUAUAGACGGUUGAUUGGGGCAGGAUGCGGAGGCAUCCCUCCUGCUGAAGUCGACCAAGUUCUGGGCAUGCUAUUGGAGACACUUGAAUCUGAGGAACCAAGUUCUUCUUCAAUAGCUUGGAGCGGCUCGAGACCGGUAGCAGUUGGGUGA